Molecule: messenger RNA, 1902 nt
Organism: Penicillium daleae
Lineage: Eukaryota; Fungi; Ascomycota; Eurotiomycetes; Eurotiales; Aspergillaceae
Product: GPI-anchored transamidase subunit GAA1
Exons: 4
Coding region: 1-1902 (633 amino acids)
Biological process (GO): attachment of GPI anchor to protein
Cellular component (GO): membrane; GPI-anchor transamidase complex
Source: RefSeq, a predicted model, not a curated record
AUGGCGCUAAAAUGUGAGCUUCGAGAAAGUUGCGAAACCCAGCAGCAAAGCCCUUCCCCCUCAACAACCUUACACCUACAGGUCAGAACCAAGUCACUAACAGCUAUACUACUACCAGCUGCGAUCCGCAACUUGCGGAAUAACCCACAGCUUCUCUUUGUCCGCCUUCCGAACAUUCUGUCCUUCCUUUGCAUCGUCGUCGGCGUCGUCUGGCUACUUCUCCUUCCCUUGAACGAGUACUCGCGACACACCUACAUCUCCGAGAAUGCGUUGUUACCGGGCCAGGUGCAUGCCUAUUUCACCGGCAGCGAACAGAACAUCUUCCGAGGAUACAAGAAGGAACUUCAAGCAUUGAUCCAAGAGGGCCGUGACAAUGGGCCCCAGAACCCGGAGGUGGAAUCGACCCCAGCGAUCUCCAAUAAAAUCUCCUCGAUUUUGCAAGCUGCCGGAUUGAAAGUUGCUACACAGAAAUACGAAUACACCUCUGCGGGAAUUGGGUACCAGGGAGAGAACGUCUAUGGUAUCAUCCAUGCACCGCGGGGUGAUGCGACAGAGGCAAUUGUCUUGGUCGCAGCAUGGAAGACUGCGGGUGACGAGUUGAACCUAAACGGUGUGACUCUUGCCUUGACACUGGCCAGAUACUUUAAACACAGCAAAACCGGAACCCAAGCAUGGAUCGACGCAUACCAUGAUCUCCAUCCAGCAUCUGUCCAACCGCUACCAUUGAAGAGUGGUGCGUUGCAAGGCGCGAUGGUUAUCGAGUAUCCGUUCGAGAACCACUUCCACUCUCUCCACAUUGUCUAUGAUGGCGUUAAUGGUCAACUGCCUAACCUCGAUCUCUUCAACACGGCCGUGGCCAUAGCAGGUGGACAGAUGGGCAUCGGCGCCAAUCUGCAAGAGAUGUGGAAGCACGAUGAUACCUACAAGGAUCGUCUGAAGACGAUUCUGCGUGGUAUGACCAAGCAAGGUCUUGGCUAUGCCACUGGAGCACAUAGCAGUUUCAUGCCGUAUCAUAUCGACGCUAUAACCCUCCAACCCAAGGGCGAGGGCUGGGAAGAUGAGAUGGCUUUGGGUCGGACCAUUGAGAGUCUCUGCCGCAGCUUGAAUAACUUGCUCGAGCACCUCCAUCAGAGUUUCUUCUUCUAUCUGCUCAUGCAGUCCAACCGAUUCGUCAGCAUUGGAACCUACCUGCCCAGUGCCAUGCUUAUUGCGGGAAACUUUACUAUCAUGGCGAUUGCAUUGUGGAUGCGAACCGGAUACUACUCGGACUCUAAGCCGAGUGUUCCCACUGGUUCCGAUGCCCCCAAGUCCAAGAGCGUGAAGGCAUCCGAUCCAGCUACCGAAAAGGUUAUUACUGAGACCAAGAUCAACGGAAGUACCGUUGCAGAGCGUGUGUUGGCCUUGCCACUUUCACUGUACUUCACCGCUACCACCUAUAUCUUCGUCGUUGUAGACAUCGUUCUCCCCUUGAUUCUGGCCGCACUACUUUCCAAUGGCCUGGGUAUCUCACGGCCUAUUGUUCCCCAACAAUAUCUCUUGAUCAAAUCGUUUGCGCUGCUCCUGCUUGGUCUUUCCCUCUCUACCCUUGCCACUCUGAACUUCUCCCUCUCGUUCAUGAUCGGUCUCCUCUGCGCACCUCUCACCUUCAUUACUCGCAUUCAGGGCCCCGCGCCAGUGCGAUACCCUAUCUCCAUCUUGGGGCUGGCUCUGCUGAACCUUGUCUCUCCACCUACCGUCCUUAUUGGCGUUUGCUGGUAUACCGGGGUGCCCAUUGAAACCGUGUUGACCCAAGCUGCGUUCGGUUGGGACGUGUGGGGCAUGUGGACGCAAGUAGUGGUCUGGUGUGUGUGGUGGCCGGCCUGGCUAAUUGGAUGUGUCCUGUUGGGAUCCUCCAUGUUCUAA